This is a messenger RNA of Sphenostylis stenocarpa, 636 nucleotides long. Lineage: Eukaryota; Viridiplantae; Streptophyta; Magnoliopsida; Fabales; Fabaceae. The record is from the annotation of a GenBank genome assembly.
AUGGCUGCUGCUGCCCCAAGAUUCAUCAAGUGUGUGACCGUUGGGGACGGAGCUGUAGGGAAGACCUGCAUGCUCAUUUGCUACACCAGCAACAAAUUCCCCACGGACUAUAUUCCCACUGUGUUUGAUAAUUUCAGUGCAAAUGUGGUUGUUGAAGGCAUAACUGUCAAUUUAGGCCUUUGGGAUACAGCUGGGCAAGAGGAUUACAACAGGCUGAGGCCCUUGAGCUACAGGGGGGCAGAUGUCUUUGUCUUGGCUUUUUCUUUAGUUAGUCGCGCAAGCUAUGAGAAUGUGCUGAAGAAGUGGAUCCCUGAACUCCAGCAUUUUGCCCCUGGCAUCCCGUUGGUAUUAGUUGGCACCAAAUUGGAUCUCCGGGAAGACAAGCACUAUAUGGCUGAUCAUCCAGGCUUGGUGCCCGUGACUACUGAGCAAGGUGAGGAACUCCGUAAACAGAUUGGAGCUACCUAUUAUAUUGAGUGCAGCUCAAAAACUCAGCAGAAUGUGAAGGGAGUUUUUGAUGCUGCAAUCAGGAUGGUCAUCAGGCCUCCACAAAAGCAAAAUGAGAAGAGGAAGAAAAAACCACGAGGCUGUUUUCUAAACGUCCUCUGUGGAAGGAACAUUGUUCGACUUAAAUGA